Molecule: messenger RNA, 3095 nt
Organism: Cyprinodon variegatus (sheepshead minnow)
Lineage: Eukaryota; Metazoa; Chordata; Actinopteri; Cyprinodontiformes; Cyprinodontidae
Gene: stk32c
Product: serine/threonine kinase 32C
Exons: 12
Coding region: 407-1765 (452 amino acids)
Biological process (GO): regulation of signal transduction; G protein-coupled receptor signaling pathway; protein phosphorylation
Molecular function (GO): G protein-coupled receptor binding; ATP binding; G protein-coupled receptor kinase activity
Source: RefSeq, a predicted model, not a curated record
CAGCUUCCUCUCGCAGCAGCAGCAGCAGAGAUGAAACAGAAGCGCAUUGGUCUGUCUGCGGAAAACAGCUGAGCGCAACAAACAUCCACUCACUGUUUGAACAUCCAACUUCCAGAAAACUGUCUGAUCCCCAACACAUCAACACUCCUCCCCGCUGCACGCCCUCCCAUCUCAUCUCUAAAUACUUCUUUUUCUCCUUCUUCUUUUUUUUUUUUCUAAAGAAAAUUGUUCUCAUUUACUCGCGCUGCUUCAGAUUACCGGCAGGAAAAGGACCCGGACAGAUAAACAGAAACAUCCCCCAAACCAGACGGAGUGAAAUGCAAGGCUGUCUGUUUCCUAGGCGGAGGGUGUCUAACGCAGAGCUGUAGUUUCUCUCCAAGAGGCGAGGAAUGCAAUUUGAGCAUCAAUGUUUCACUGGGGCAAGUGGAAGAAGAGGAUGGGAGCCAACAGUUCUUCAAAGAGACCAGUGUUCGACGAGAAGGAAGAUGUAAACUUCGACCAUUUUCAAAUUUUGCGGGCCAUUGGAAAAGGGAGCUUUGGAAAGGUAUGCAUUGUGCAAAAGAGGGAUACAGAGAAGAUGUACGCCAUGAAGUACAUGAACAAACAGCAGUGCAUAGAGAGAGAUGAGGUCCGAAACGUCUUUAGAGAGCUUGAGAUCCUACAGGAAAUUGAACAUGUAUUUUUAGUAAAUCUCUGGUACUCCUUCCAGGAUGAGGAAGACAUGUUCAUGGUGGUCGACCUCCUGCUUGGAGGGGACCUGCGUUACCACCUUCAGCAGAACGUCCAUUUCAGCGAGGACGCUGUCAAACUCUACCUCUGUGAGAUGACCCUGGCUCUGGACUACCUGCAGAGCCAGCACAUCAUCCACAGGGACGUGAAGCCGGACAAUAUCCUCUUAGAUGAACAAGGUCAUGCUCAUCUAACAGACUUCAACAUAGCCACCAUAAUAAAGGAUGGAGAGAGAGCCACAGCGUUGGCUGGAACCAAGCCCUACAUGGCUCCAGAGAUCUUCCAGUCGUUUAUAAGUGGAGGUACAGGCUAUGCUUUUGAAGUCGACUGGUGGUCUUUGGGGGUAACAGCCUUUGAAGUGCUGCGUGGAUGGAGGCCCUACGACAUCCAUGCUAGUAACUCUGUGGAGUCUCUUAUCCAGCUCUUCAGUACAGUGAGCGUCCAGUACAGCCCUGCCUGGCCUAAAGAUCUGGUGGCCCUUUUAAGGAAGCUGCUGACAGUCAACCCGGAGCAUCGGUUUUCCAGUCUGUCUGAUAUGCAGGCGUCUCCAUACCUCGCCUCCGUCAACUGGGAUGCCGUAUAUGAGAAGAAGAUGGAACCUGGAUUCGUUCCUAAUAAAGGUCGGCUCCACUGCGACCCCACCUUUGAGCUGGAGGAGAUGAUUCUGGAGUCACGUCCCCUCCACAAGAAGAAAAAAAGGCUGGCUAAGAACCGCUCUCGAGACAACAGCAAGGAUUCACAGUCUGAGAACGAUUACCUACAGGAGUGCCUUGAAGUGGUGCAGCAAGAGUUCAUGAUCUUCAACCGUGAAAGGUUGAAAAGGCGGCAGGAGGAGGGUCAGUCUGAGGCCGGGGGCGAUGAUGCCAAUGCAGACAGGGACGGAGAGGCAGAACCUGGGGCCACCGAUGAUGAUGACGCCCAUGAACCUGACCCAGAACCAGAGCCCGAGCCCGAUCCAGAUCCAGAUCCGGAACCAGAGACGUCCUCCAAAUUAAGCAUGUGUGGCUCCGUGUGUUCAUCCCCCGGCAGCUGCUAGCCCGCACGGUGACGGAUCUCUCUGGCGGCUGCCAUCUUUGUGCCAUGCCGAUAGAUACCCCCUCACCUCCUUCCUCUAUAGCCAGGGGUUGAGGAAACGCACAUGGAAUGGGGGGUUGAAAUGACCCAAAAUGGCUCCCGCAGUUUGUUCUUUCUCUUAUAGUUUCUGUAGCAUCUUUCCGGUAAGGCAUGAAUGAAGCAGAUCCCCAGAGAGUCUCUGUGCUCAUAGAGUAAGCUCUAACUUUCUAUGCAAUGUAACAUUAUAGCAUGACAAAUAAGGUUUCCACUUACAGGGAGGUGUUGAUUGUAAGCAAAGAGCUCUGAAAGCAUGAUGGCAUACUGACCAGUAGCCUUCCACGGUUUAAGGUGGGUAGCUGGUUUGGUUGAGGCACCUCCUGUGUUUCUCAAAGUCUCUGUGCCAAAUCUGAGUGGGAAAAUUGACCGAUUUAGCACACAAAGCCAAUUAGUUUAUGUUAUCGUCUGUGUUUCGCCUUACUCCCGCCCGACUCACGGCAUCUGUUGCAGCCAGAAACAAAGAACACCCUCUUUAUGUUUUAGGGUUUUGGUUAUAGAACAGGGAUCUGUUGAGUUCUAUGGACCUUCACAAUGGCUCUUAAUAGCUCUGGCUAAAAAUAAUAAGCAGCUAUCUUUUUUAAACAUAGGUUUAAUGUUGGUUUAACAGAUUUUUCAUUCAAUAAUGUCAUUGAAGUUUUACAACAGAAUGAGACUAAAUGUACCAUUAAAAGUUUCCAUCUUUUAUUUGCUUGUAUAAGGUUGAAAUAGGCGUGUUUUCUUUUACGUCCCGUUCCACAAAAAUCUACAUAAAAUUAAUUAAAUAUAUUCCCCCCCUUUUUUUUUUAGUGUCUAUAAUUAAAUAUAUAUAUUAGAUGUUAUUUGCUUCACAUAUAUUCAUCAAAUAUAUUUUUUGAAGCUCUGUAUGAGUUAUGUUUUGCUGAAGAGGUUAAAUUGUAAUGCCUGAUCCGAUCUUACUUACAACGUAGAAGGUUUGUGAGGGUUUGUAAUUUAUGAUUAUUGGUUACUCAAUGACUUUUCCUGGAGCUGUGGUUGAAAAACAAGCCCAAACCAUCACCCAUCCACCACCAUGCUUAAAGAAAGAGUUUUCUGUGCUGAUAAGCUGUUUGUAGUUUAGAAGAAAAGGCUCUCUUUUAUGGCAACACUGCAAAAAACCUUUUAUGUCUUAGCUUAAAUAUAACCGAUACAGGUUUUUUAAGGCCAAUGCCAGUGCCGAUUAUUUUUACAGCAGUCUAAUGGAUCCCCAAUACACGUAAAAGCCCAAAACGAAAACUGGGUGUUCUUUUUUUUUUUUUUUU